Molecule: messenger RNA, 318 nt
Organism: Peronospora matthiolae
Lineage: Eukaryota; Oomycota; Peronosporomycetes; Peronosporales; Peronosporaceae
Source: the annotation of a GenBank genome assembly
AUGGAAUCAAGCGACUCCGGCAAGUGGAAAGAAGCGUGUGACUCGGAGUUCGAUUCGCUUCAGAGAAACGACACGUGGGAAAUCGUGCCUCUUCCGAAAGGUCGCAAGGCCAUCGGGUGCCGAUGGGUUUUUCGUGUAAAGGAGAAUCAAGAUGGCGAAGUUGAACGUUUCAAGGCAAGACUUGUGGCCAAAGGAUUCUCACAGAAAUUCGGAGUUGACUAUGAAGAAACUUUCGCACCAGUGGCCAAGUUCACAUCGAUUCGUGUGGUGCUCAGUAUGGCGGCUAAGUACGGCCUAAUGCUACAUCAGAUGUGUUGA